AUGGAAGCUUUGACCAUCAUUGGGGCUGUGGCAUCCGUGAUUCAACUCGUUUCUGCUACAUCGCGGACGAUCACAUCUAAGGUUUCAGUCGCUGUUUUCUUCCUGAGAUUUUACGGGAUCGUAGGACCUAUCUUGUGGCUAUUUGGCGAUCGCGACGUAUGGCGAAUCCAAUUGCAAGCGUUGCAGAGCUCAAACGAACUGGACGCAAUGGAAUUCAAGAAGCUUGCUCAGGAUGACAGCAGUAUUAUUGCUGUUGCUGGCACCAUUGUAGCCCAGAUCGCCAUCACUGCGCUAUCUCUGGCCGAUCUUAGUAACACACAUUGGGUCGCUCGAGCCUCCUUUACUUUUAGUCUCGUAUCAGCAACCAUGGCCGUGUACUAUGCAACAAGGCAGUAUCGUAAACUUGGGCGUUGUUUACACGCAGAUGAGGUCAAAGCGUGGAUUCAUCCAACGAAGAUGAGGCUACUUCCCGUCGAAUCUUCACUUCAACUAUUCAUGCCUUCAGCUGCUUCCGUAUUAACUGUCUCGGCCCCGAAUAUGCUCCUUUCAGCAUCCUUGAACGCAUUUCUCGUUGGCCUUGGAGUAUACUUCGGUUACGUAUGGAAACGCAAUCUCGACGAAAAUGCUGGGCCUAGUGCCAGCCGAGCUGUCUUUAUCGUAUACGUUAUUGGUCUUGCGUUGUGCUAUGGCAUUUACGCACUGUCGAGCCUUGUUGCUGCAGACCAGAGUUAUAUCAGUGAAUGGGAUGUGCUGCGUGGUUUGCACUCUGAGACAGCUCGGGCUCAAGACCAGCCGUCAAGGCGCGCAUCGAAUGUGGAUCCAGAAGCCGUUACAGAAAAUGGUAGACCUUCGAGCAAGACCGAGGAACAGCCACGACGAACUGAGAACCCUGAAUAUGAUUCGUCACGUCAACAGCUUGUAAAAGCACUCAGAGAAGCUACAGAUUUGCGCAAAAAGAGUGCUGUUGCGGAUGAGAGGGUUGCUAAAUUGUUGGAAAGUCUGGAAUGA
Alternaria burnsii is the source of this 1008-nucleotide messenger RNA. RefSeq lists its product as uncharacterized. NCBI's taxonomy places the organism in Eukaryota, Fungi, Ascomycota, Dothideomycetes, Pleosporales, Pleosporaceae. The record is from RefSeq and is a predicted model, not a curated record. Bases 1 to 1008 code for a protein of 335 amino acids. The transcript is spliced from 2 exons.